Phascolarctos cinereus (koala) is the source of this 4278-nucleotide messenger RNA. The record is from RefSeq and is a predicted model, not a curated record. Lineage: Eukaryota; Metazoa; Chordata; Mammalia; Diprotodontia; Phascolarctidae.
AUGAGGGUGAUGACCAAAGCUGGGGAAGUAAAUUUAAAGGACCUCAUCAAGAAAUUGACCAGUGCCAAAAAAUUGAAUAAGACCCAACGAUUAGAAAAUGCACGGAUUGUUGUCAGCAACGUCAGUGAGGGGAAAGUCAAUAUCAAUGAUCUAGUGUCUGCUUUGAAGAGCUUGGGAAUCCAUUUAACUGAUGAAGAUGUUGAAGAAAUGAUGAAAUCUAUUGAGAUUGAUGGAGAAGGCAUGGUGAAUUUAAAAGAUAUUGUCAAUAAAUUGGCCAAGGAGAAACAAGAAGAGGUCCAACGUCUAGAAGCAGCCCUUGCUGUCACCAAUGUCACAGAUGGAAAAGUCAAGGUUAGUGAUCUUCCACCUAUCCUGGACUGUCUGGGGGCCAGUAUAGGCGAGGAAGAAAUUAAAGAAACAUUGACAUCUCUUGAGGUUGAUGAAAAUGAAAGGGUUGCUCUUGAGGAUUUUGUCCAGAAAGUACCCAUAUCUAAACUAUCUUCUAAGAUCCAACAAACUCAAAAUAUCUCUAAUGUUGUCAACAAUGUCAGUGAUGGAAAAAUUAAUAUUGAGGAUCUGGAACCCACUCUGGAGAGCUUAGGGAUCGAAUUAAAGGAGAAAGAGGUGAAAGAAACACUCAAAUCUAUUCAGCCUGAUGAAGAAGGAAAUGUGGGUUUUGAGGAAGUUGUUAAGAAAGUGACUGAGAGCCUUAACUUGGCAAACACUCAACGAAUGCAAAAUGCAUCUAAUGUUAUUUCCAACGUUGCUGAUGGGAAGGUUUGUGUUGAGGAUCUGCCAGGUACUCUGGAGAGCUUGGAAAUUGAUUUAAGUGAUGAAGAUAUUCAAGAAACACUGAAAUCUGUCGAGCCUGUUGAAGAUGGAAAGCUGAAAUUAAAGGAUGCUAUCAAUAAAUUAGUUGAGACCCAAAACAGAAAAAAGAAGGAACGAAUUGCGAUUGCAUCAAAUAUUGUCAGCAGUGUGACAACUGAUAAAAAAAUAAAAGCAGAAGAUCUACCACCUGCCCUGAUGACUUUGGGGUUCCAAUUAAGUGAAGAAAAUAUUAAAGAAAUACUGAACUCCAUGGAACCUGACGAUGAAGGAAAAAUAGAAUUUAAAGACUUUACUAAGAAAUUGAUGAAGACUGAAGACUUUGCAAAGAGCCACCGAAUACAAAAUGCACAAAGUAUUGUUACUAACAUCGUUGAUGAGAAAGUCAACAUUGCUGAUGUGAUGCCUACCCUGGAGAGCAUGGGGGUUGAGUUAAGUAAAGAAAAGCUUACAGAGACUAUAAAAUCCAUUAAACCUGAUGAAAAGGGAAAUGUGAAGUUUCAGGACAUAGUCAACAACUUGAUUUCAAGCAAAGAUGCAUUAAAGGGCCAACAAAUAGAAAAUGCGCGUACAAUUCUUUCCAAUGUCACUGAUGGGAAAGUUGCUCCUGAAGACUUGUCACCUACCAUGGAAUCCUUGGGGAUUGAGUUAACUGAUGAAGCUCUCAGAGAAACACUACAAUUGGUUGAACCCAAUGAUGAUGGUAAAAUAGAUUUCAAGGACACUAUCAAGGAAUUCAUUAAGCAAAGGAAGUCACAAGCAGCCCAACAAAUACAAAAAGCACAGAAUAUUGUCUCCACUGUAUCCAGUGGGAUGGUCCAUGUUGAUGAUUUAUCACCUACCCUCAAAAGCUUUGGAAUCGAACUAACAGAUGACAUGCUUAAGGAGACCCUGGAAUCUGUUGGAACUGAUGUGGAUUUAAGGAAAUUUGUGAGAAAAAUAUCUAAUGAUGAUGAAUUCACAAAGGAUGAAAAGACAGAAGAAGCAUUAAAUGCUAUCACCAGCUUCGCUGAGGGGAAAGUCAAGAUCUCUGAUAUGCCUUCUACCCUGGAGAGCUUAGGGGUCAAGUUAACUAAACAAGACAUUCAAGAAACAUUGAAAACCGUAGAGACUGAUGAUGGACUGGUGAAUUUGAAGACCUUUGUUGAUAAAUUAGGUACUGUUGAACAAUUUCCUGAAUGCCAACGAAUAGAAGAUGUAUAUAAUGUCGUCACAAACAUCAUUGAUGGCGGGAAGGUAAAAGUUGAUGAGCUGAUGCCUACCCUGCAGCACUUGGGAAUCAAGGUAGCUGAUGACCACAUUCAAGAAACGCUGAAAACGGUGACACCUGAUGAUGAUGAAGCAGUGAAUUUACAGGAAUUUAUGGACACUUUGGCUAAAUCUGAACCAUUUAGUGAUAUUCAGCGAAUGGAAAAUGCAUGUAAGUUUGUCAGCAGUACCAAGGACGGGAAAGUGAAGAUGGAUGAUUUGUCACCUACUUUGGAGACAUUGGGAGUGAAUUUAACAUCUGAGGAGAUUAAGGAAACUCUGAAAUCAGUCCAGCCUGCAAAGGAUAGAGCUGUGAAUUUAAAGGAUAUUUUCGAGAAACUGGCUAAAACGGAAAAAUUUCAGAGGUGUAAACGACUACAACAUGCAUGUGAUGUUUUUGCCAGCCUCCUUGAUGGGAACGUCAACGUUAGUCAGCUCACACCUGCAAUGGAGAAUUUGGGGGUUUCUCUGAAUCAAGAUGAGCUCAAUGAGGCAUUGAAAUCUGUGGAGGUUGAUGAACACGAAGGAGUUAACUUAAAGGACUUUGUCAAUGUUUUAUCUAAAACUGAAAAUUUUUUGGAAGGUCAACGAUUAGAACAUGCAGGUGAUGUUAUCUCAAAAAUCACUGAUGGGAAAGUCAUGGUCAGUGAUCUGGCCCCUACCCUGGAGAGCUUGGGAGUCAAGGUCACUAAAGAAGACAUUAGCAUGGUAUUGCCAGCUGUCAAGAUUGAUACUGAUGGAGCUGUAGAUUUAAAGAGCUUUGUUGAUAAUUUGGCUAAAAAGCAACAAUCGAAGGAGGCAAUACGAAUGGAACAGACAAAUAAUAUUGUCAGCCAUGUCAUUGAUGGAAAAGUUACACUUGCUGAAUUGGAAUCUGCCCUGGAGAACUUGGGGGUUGAGGUAACUGAGAAGGAGCUGGAAGAAAUAUUAAAAACAAUUGAGAUUGAUGAAGAUGGAGCAGUGGAUUUAAAAACCUUCAUGAAGGCUUUGGCUAAAACACAAGAAUUUCAUGAGUGCCAACGAAUCAAAAAUACCUGUAACAUUAUCACCAACAUCACUGAUGGGAAAAUCAAGAAGGAUGAUGUCCCACAAACCAUGCAGAGCUUUGGAGUUGAGUUAACCAAGAAAGAGCUUGAAGAAGCCUUGAAAACAACGGUCCUUGAUGAAAAUGACAUGUUGCAUUUAAAGACCUUUAUUGAGACUUUGACCAAAAAUCUAGAGUCUAAUGAGAAACAACGAUUAGGAAGUGCUUGUAACAUUAUCAACAGUAUCAUGGAUGGGAAAAUCAAAGUUAGUAAACUGGCAUCUGUUCUUGAGAGUUUAGGAAUCAUUUUAACGUUUGAAGAGAUUAAAGAAGCAUUGAAAAACAUUGAAAUUGAUGACAAUGAUAUGGUGCAUUUUAAGGACUUUAUCAAAGAACUGGCUGAGGAUGAUCUAUUUUGCCCUUAUGAAAAAAUAGAAUGUGUCUGCGAGGUAGUCUCCAAUGUCACUGAUGGGAAAAUUAAGAUGUCUGAACUGCUACCUACCCUAGAAAGCUUCGGGAUUCACAUACCUGAAGAUGAGCUUAAAAGAACACUGAAUUCUAUGGGUAUUAAAGAUGAUGGAAUAGUAGACUUAUGUCAGUUUAUUCAUUUGUUUAUCAAUGACAAGAUAGAAGAGACCCCACGAAUAGAAGAUAUAUGUGAAAAGAUUUCAAAUAUUACUGAAGGAAAAGUCCACACUGUUGAAGUUCCAUCUACCCUGGAGGUUUUGGGGUUCAACAUAUCUGAUGAAGAUGUUCAAGAAGCUAUGAAAGGUCUUAACCCUGAUGAACAAGGACAUCUUGAUUUAAGGACAUUGGUAAAGAGAAUAUCUCUAAAUGCCGAUCCUGAGGGAAACGAAGGAAUAAAAAAUGCAUGGCAAUAUGUCAUCAAUGUCGAUGACAACAAAGUCAACGUCCGUGAUAUUACACCUACAAUGGAAAGCUUAGGAAUUGAAUUAAGUAAUGAAGAGCUAAAUAAAAUAUUGGUAUCUCAUCCAGCUGAUGAAAAGGGAGCUGUUAAUCUAAAGAAUUUUGUUAAGGCAUUGUGUCUGAGUGAAAAAUGCCCUGAUUUCGUAGAUAAAAAGAUAUCUUUAAAAGAGAAAAUUGCCACAUUGAAUAGAACCAUACCAAAAACUGGAGGUAAAUAUAGUUCCAAAACUCAGCAACUCUUGUUCAAGUAG